AUAGGCACCGUCCGCAAUACUGUCCUGAACGCCAGAGCACCGUCUACCCGUGCACAGUAUGAGAACAGGUGGCGGCUGUUCUCUGGGUGGUGUUCAGGAAGGCAUGAGGACCCUGUGCACUGCUCUGUGCCUAUUAUUUUGGAGUUUUUGCAGUCCCUCCUGGACAGCGGUCGGUCACCCUCUACCCUGAAGGUGUACGUAGCCGCCAUUUCAUCUCGGCACGUUCUAGUCAAUAACAACACGGUGGGAUGUCACAGGUUGGUGACCCUCUUCUUGAAGGGGGCUCUGAGACUACGUCCCCCACGACUGCCGAGAGCUCCAGCAUGGGACCUGCCUCUGGUGUUGGAUGCUCUGUGCUCGCCACCCUUUGAGCCCCUGGCACAGGCAGGCCUACGGUGGUUGUCAGUGAAGACUGCUUUCCUACUUGCUAUCACCUCGGCAAAACGUGUUAGCGAGCUUCAUGCUCUGUCGGUCAGCAGUUCCUGCCUACGCUGGAACUCAGACGGUUCAGGGGUCACCUUAUGGCCGAAUCCUGCUUUCUUGCCUAAGGUCUUGUCAAACUCGCACCUUAAUCAGCCUAUCCACCUGCCUCGGUUUGACCCACCAGUAGGGGAAGGGGAUGGGAAGUCGGUGCUGUUGUGUCCUGUGCGUGCUCUGAGAGCCUAUGUGGACAGAACUGUGGGCAUACGCCAGUCGGACCAGCUUUUCGUGUGCUUUGGCGGUCCAAAGAAAGGUUUUCCUCUCUCCAAACAGCGUCUCGCUCACUCGAUCGUGGAAGCCAUUUGUCAAGCAUAUAAGGCGGGUGGUCAUCCUCUGCCAUCUGGCGUGAGAUGCCACUCUGUGAGAAGCGUCUCCACAUCAUGGGCUGCACUGAGAGGAGUGCCUCUGGAGGCAAUAUGUGCCGCAGCCUCGUGGGCGUCGCCAAGCACUUUUGCAAGAUUCUAUCGGGUAAACAUUGCCUCUCCUCACCCACUGGGUGUGGUCCUCCUACCAAGUUCUUCUGCUUCCAGUCAAUAA
Molecule: messenger RNA, 1017 nt
Organism: Chelmon rostratus (copperband butterflyfish)
Lineage: Eukaryota; Metazoa; Chordata; Actinopteri; Chaetodontiformes; Chaetodontidae
Exons: 1
Biological process (GO): DNA recombination; DNA integration
Molecular function (GO): DNA binding
Source: RefSeq, a predicted model, not a curated record